Messenger RNA from Rangifer tarandus platyrhynchus (Svalbard reindeer), 1167 nucleotides. NCBI's taxonomy places the organism in Eukaryota, Metazoa, Chordata, Mammalia, Artiodactyla, Cervidae. The record is from the annotation of a GenBank genome assembly.
AUGGCAGCAGCGCUAAUCUGGAUUUCUCUCCUUGUGGGUCUCCUGGAAGGGUUGGGGGGCACCGAGGCCCAGCAGACCACCCUGCAUCCACUUGUGGGCCGCGCCUUUGUACACACCCUGGACCACGAAAGCUUCCCGCACCUUCCUGAGCACGUCUUCCCUGUCCCAGCCCCUGUCCCGAUUACCUACCAAGCCCACCUCCAGGGACACCCAGACCUGCCUCGGUGGCUCCGCUAUACCCAGCGCAACCCCUACCAGCCUGGCUUCCUUUAUGGCACCGCCACCCCAGAAGAUCGUGGAUACCAGGUCAUUGAGGUCACAGCCUACAAUCGGGACAGCUUCGACACCACCCAGCAGAUGCUGGUGCUGUUGAUUGGGGACCCAGAAGGCCCCCUGCUGCCUUACCAGGCUGAGUUCCUGGUGCGCAGCCAUGAUGUGGAGGAAGUGCUGCCCUCGACACCUGCCAGCCAUUUCCUCGCAGCCUUGGGGGGGCUCUGGGAGCCAGGAGAACUCCAGCUGCUCAACAUCACCUCUGCCUUGGACCGUGGGGGCCGAGUCCCCCUUCCUAUUGAGGGCCGCAAGGAAGGGGUAUACAUCAAGGUGGGCUCUGCUUCACCCUUCUCCACCUGCCUGAAGAUGGUGGCAUCCCCCGACAGCCACGCGCGCUGUGCCCAGGGCCAGCCUCCACUACUGUCCUGCUAUGACACCUUGGCACCUCACUUCCGGGUUGACUGGUGCAAUGUGUCCUUGGUGGACAAGUCAGUGCCAGAGCCUGCAGACGAGGUACCGGCCCCAGGUGAUGGGAUCCUGGAGCACGACCCGUUCUUCUGCCCACCCACUGAGGCCACAGCCCGAGACUUCCUGACCGACGCCCUCGUCACACUCCUGGUGCCCCUUCUGGUGGCCCUGCUGCUGACCCUGCUGCUGGCCUACGUCAUGUGCUGCCGGCGGGAGGGACGGCUGAAGAGAGACCAGGCCACCUCUGACAUCCAGAUGGUCCACCAUUGCACCAUCCGUGGGAACACAGAGGAGCUGCGACAGAUGGCAUCUAGCCGAGAGGUGCCCAGGCCACUCUCUACCCUGCCUAUGUUCAAUGUGCGCACAGGCGAGCGGCUGCCCCCGCAAGUGGACAGCGCUCAGGUGCCCCUCAUAUUGGACCAGCACUGA